AUGAGCAGAAGCUUCGUGGCUGAUGAGCGCGUGCUGGAAGCCGUGGCGCAGGCCAGCGAACUGUCAGCCGAGAACUUUGGGGAGAUAUGCAAGCUGGCAGUGCGGCUUUUUGGCUCGGACAAGCAGAGCAAGCGACGGCUAACACGCACAGCAUCGGCGUCCGGGUGGGGGGCGGGCCAGUUGGAGAAAGCGGUGCUCGCCAUCGCUAAGGUCCUCAUGGACAGCGUUAAGGCUGAAAUGUCCGAGCAUGCGUUUCGGUUGGUCUUGACAGGGAUGACGCUGCCGGAGCAGCACAUCGACGUGCUUGUUCAGCUAUAUAGCGCACACGGGAACGACAUCCGAGAGUGCGUAUCCAGAGAAAACGGCACAAGCGUUCCGCGCUAUCGCAAUUUGGAGUGGCGAAUCGACGUAGAGCUCGGCACUCGCUUCCAUCGCAACAAGCCAAAGCCUAUCGUGACGCUUCGUCUAGACACUGCCACCCAAGCCAAUAGUACUACUAUGCCACAGGUUCUUUCAACCCGUCUACGCGUAGACUACGACGGUCUCAAACUGAUGCAGCGGCAGCUGGAGACCGCGUUGAAAGAGGUCGACUCCGUGCACUGUAGCCGCAUCCAGCGGUACAUGAACUGA
This is a messenger RNA of Phytophthora infestans T30-4, 630 nucleotides long. RefSeq lists its product as uncharacterized. The transcript is spliced from 6 exons. The coding region runs from base 1 to 630 and encodes 209 amino acids. NCBI's taxonomy places the organism in Eukaryota, Oomycota, Peronosporomycetes, Peronosporales, Peronosporaceae. The record is from RefSeq and is a predicted model, not a curated record.